CUAUUUUAAUGCCAGAUCAGAGAUGCUAAUCGUUAAAUCCUUUGCUUGAAUUAAUGGUAAACACCUGAAGUUGCUCCCAAAAAUCAGCCUUGGCUGAGUGUGUGUUAGGUGAUCGUUGUAAUUCUGUUAAUGCUGAACAGCUGUAAAUAAAAGCUUUACCCAUGUGCAUAAGAGACCUAGAGCUUACUGUGGGGUGUGUGAUGGUGCAUAUACUGUUGUAAAAUAAAUGGGUUGCAUUCUCUAGGAAAGAAGAGGACAUGUUUGAAUGUGGGGACUUCGUUUUGGGAGACAAUGAGGAGGAGAAAGGCUUCCCUGAAGACCUGAAGCAAGAGGAACUGCCUCGGGCACAUGGAGCCCAGAGCCCAGGGAGGGGGGCAGCCUGUGAUGAUUGCCCUCAUGAAAAAAGAGACUCCAGGAAACUCGUCCUUGGUGCUGAUGGCCAGAAAGUGCACUGUGAGGAGAAGCCCUUCAAGUGUCCAGAAUGUGGGAAAGGCUUCAAGGGGCACUGCAGGCUCCUGACCCACCUGCAGGUCCACACGAGAGAAAAGGUCUUUCUGUGUGCAGAAUGUGGGAAGAGCUUCAGCAGGAAGGCCAACCUGGUGGUUCACCAGAGAGUGCAUUCAGGAGAGAGACCCCACAAGUGCAAGGAAUGUGAGAAAACCUUCAGCCGUGCCUCGAGCCUCCUUGCUCACCACAAAACCCAUCUGAAAAAGAAAAGCUUUUCCUGCACCGUGUGCAGAAAGAACUUCAGUGGGUACACAGCUCUGCAGCAGCACCAGAGAGUCCAUACAGAUGAGAAGCCCUGUAGGCGUUCAGAGCAUGGAAAUAGCCUCACUGUGAGCUCAGACUUCAUCAGACACCAACAUCUGAGAGAGAGAGCCAGUGAACACACAGCAGAUGCAAACCAACCUGAAUUUACAUCUCUGCAUCAGAAAGAAGAGCAUCGCUGUGGUGCACAGGAAAGUGAGAUGGAUCACUGGAAUCUUGUUUCUGAAGAGUUGAAGAAAAUGAGGGAAAAUAUGGAUAUGCUUCUCCUGAAUCAGCAAAGUCAGCUGCAGGUGCUUCAGGAAAUUCAGAAGCAACUGAAUACUCUGCUCCCAGGCAAUGCUCUCCUGAAUUCCAAUGUUUAUAGCUUAGGACUCCUGCUAGGACAGCAGAUGGCUGCUGCAGCAUCCAUUUCUUGCUCCCUUCUUAAUCCCAGCAGUCUCCUCUCCUGUGAAGAUGCCAGUGCCUUAUCCCUUUCAUCUGCCUCUGGAGCUCUGCCUGCACCUCAGCUCCCAACCUCUCAGGAUCCUGUGGCUUCUGCAGCUUGCUCAGCGCUGUGCUGUGAAUGUGUCCAGUGCAAACAUGUGUGAGUGUUUUAUCUCUCGGGGCAGGUGACCUCUGGGCUGUGGUGUUGCAGUUGUUGUACCUGUGAAGGUGCUGACUGUACACUCAGAUGCAGCAGUUCAUCAAAUCCCUGCCCUGCAGCCUGCAGGGAUUUUGGCCAGGAAUGACCUUUGUCGAGGGGUGCAGUGAAGUGCAACAUUCAUAUACAAGAUAAUGCAUCAAACUUCAGUGUAUUUUUUACCUGAUAUGUCUUUCAGCAUGAACUUGGGCCUUUGUACCUCUCCUAAUGAGUUGAAACUAAUGAUCAAGUCCUCAGGGAUGAUUUAAGUAUCUCCUGUUAAGUCUGAUUUAUAUAGAGGGAAGCAAGAUGCUUAUGUAAAGAUGUUCAGUUUAACAGCACCCCUGUCCCCAGUGUCUGUUUGCAAACGCUUCCUUCCUUUAGGAAGUCUUUAAAUUAAAUGUCCUUGACUUAACUAAUUCUCAGGCCAGCAGCACUGCUCAAAAUAGAAAAAAAUAAUUUCUGCUUUUUGUUUAAAACAAACAACCACCCCCACCACCCAAAAAAAAACCCAACUGAAAGCACAAAUCAAAAAGCCCUCAACAAAAUACCACCUUUCAGGUCUACCUUGCUUACCAAGAGUUCAUGAGGAAAAGCCAAACUGGGUUAUAGGGCACUUGUUCUUUUGUUCAAAGGUGUACUCAGUUGAGCCUGGGUUUACUUUGUCAAACCCUAUUUGGAUUGUUACAUGGUUUUGGCAGUUAUGUAUUAAUUAGAGGUAGGAGUGGGGUAAUUAACACUGAGAGGCUCAGGUCCAUCAUCUGGUGAAAACAGCAGAGGAAAUAUUUUUUUUCUUUUCUUUCUGUUUUUUUUUUCCCCUGUAGGAGUCUGAUAUUUCGGACAUUAACAUGUCUUAAAAUUCUGACAUUCCAACCUCUAUCAGGGUUGAAAAGUGCAAUUUUAAAACGUGUUGGUCUGGUUUACCUUGUUCCAUCAGUGACAGACUUGGGGCAGUCUCAGGACCUUUAAGCUUCAAAAGUGCAGAAAAAGCUCCUUUACGUUUGAACUGGGAUAACGAAACUUUGGGGCUUGUACCUUUGCCAAAAAGUCUUUUUCUGAAACUGUUGCUGUUCUUGUGCAUGGUUGGUUUUGUGGUUUGUAGUUGCUUUUUUAUGUUACCUUGUUAAAAGGAUGCACUCCUAGUAGUUAAUAAAAUAAGGUUUAGAUUUCAAGAUUUUUAGAUUAGACGGGUAUUUUUUAGAUUUUAGAUUAGAAUGUCACAUUCUGUCCCAAAACUAAAACUGUAGGGCUAAGUAUGUCACUUCUGCUGUGUGACUACAGACUGUGAAAAUCACGCACUCAUUUUCUACUGUGUGGGAUUCUGGAUUAGUUUUAGCUCAUAAGGAUAUUAAUUUAAGCCAAAUUAGGAGGCCUGGAGGGAUGUCCCUUCAAUGUGAUCUUGUGCUGGUAUCUCUGAGGUGUAAUUUCCAUCAGUUGAGCAUUUCAGAAUCCUGUGCCUUCAGGCUUCAGAGUUUCAGAAAGACUUGCUCCUGUUCCAUGGAAACUCAGGGGUACUGUGCAUAACUUUUUUUGAUGUUUAAUGUCAUAAUGCAUA
Molecule: messenger RNA, 2942 nt
Organism: Ficedula albicollis (Collared flycatcher)
Lineage: Eukaryota; Metazoa; Chordata; Aves; Passeriformes; Muscicapidae
Product: zinc finger protein 286A-like
Exons: 4
Coding region: 258-1355 (365 amino acids)
Biological process (GO): regulation of transcription by RNA polymerase II
Molecular function (GO): DNA-binding transcription factor activity, RNA polymerase II-specific; RNA polymerase II cis-regulatory region sequence-specific DNA binding
Source: RefSeq, a predicted model, not a curated record